UCUUGAGCGCUGCACGCUAUUAGUGAGCGCAGCGACAGGAAUAAACAUUAUUCGUGUGUGUUUCACAUUUCUCUUCUAUGAUAUCGAGAUCAUAGUGUGCUAGUGCAGUGGUGUAAAUGUGAUCUGUUAUUUUUCAAGAAUUUUUGGUUCACUUAUGAUCCACAUACUGAAGCAUGAUUAGUCGAAUCGUGUAUUGAUGAUUUACGGAGCUUCGAAUCGGAAUAAAAUCUCUUAUCAUCGAAACUGAACCGUCCAGUGUGAUAGAAUGACAGACAGACUCUCGCGGUACACACUGUUACUUAUUUUACCAACAGUUUUGUUGGCUAAAACGCUGAAAAAUGGGAGGCAAAUACCCUAUAGUUUGAAUUCUGAGUGGAAAGCGUUGUAUUACAUUAACCCGGAGGAGCUAGAUCGUGUGAAUGAAGCGAGUGAAAAUAACACUAUAUCGAACGUCACGGUCCAGUUAGGCGGUACUGCCUUCUUGCACUGCAAGCUCCGCAAUUUAGCUGAGAGGACUAUCUCUGAUACCGAAGUUUCGUGGAUUCGAAGACGCGAUUGGCACGUAUUAACAAGCUCGACAUUCACUUACACGAACGACGAGCGCUUCCAAGUGUUGCACCCUGAGGGCUCUGAUGACUGGACUCUACAGAUCAAGUACGCGCAACAAAGAGACAAUGGAACGUAUGAAUGUCAAGUAUCUAGAAGUACCGGGAUAAUAUCGCAUUUUGUUAAUCUAAAUAUUGUUAUACCUGAAGCUUUUAUAUUAGGAAGUGAAGAACAUCACGUUGACGUAGGAUCAAUUAUAAAUCUUGUGUGUAUCAUAGAAAAGAGUCCAACGCCACCUCAGUAUGUUUUCUGGUAUCACAAUAAUCGCAUGAUAAAUUAUGACACAACCCGAGGGAGCGUUGUAGUACAAACAGAGCCCAGACCAACGCAGAGCCGACUCACAAUUCACCAUGCGGUCGAAUCGGAUACGGGUAAUUACACGUGCAGUGCUUCUAAUACAAAACCUGCUUCAAUCUUCGUUUUUGUGACCGAAGGAAAUAACAUGGCAGCAAUUUUGCGCAGUUUGAAUUCCGGUUUCCAAUGGAAUAGCUGUCAAGUAUUGAUGAUUCUCCUGCUGGUGCUGCAGCUGUGGGCACACUAAUCUUUCCACAAAGAAAAAAAAUUCCCCGACGAAACCAAAGUAGAACAAGUAAGGAAAUUGGCCUGAAUCGAUGACUGGUUCAUCAACGUUCUCAUGUACGGAUUCAAUCAGCCAUUAGCGCCGUCAAUCUGAACGUGCAUGUUUGUAUAGGCAUACGGUGAUAGUUUGUCAAUAGAUUUGACAAGCCUGUUACACAACGAGAUUAUCUCGCUGACUGUCGAACAUCUGAAUCAGAUGUGAAAAUUCCUGUGAUAUUAAAAAUUAUUUUAAUGAUGUUGAAUACAAUGUAAUUGAUUUUAAUAAAGAAUUUG
Messenger RNA from Phymastichus coffea, 1458 nucleotides. Its product is annotated as zwei Ig domain protein zig-8-like. Lineage: Eukaryota; Metazoa; Arthropoda; Insecta; Hymenoptera; Eulophidae. The transcript is spliced from 8 exons. The coding region runs from base 266 to 1147 and encodes 293 amino acids. Gene Ontology annotation, cellular component: neuron projection membrane. The record is from RefSeq and is a predicted model, not a curated record. Gene Ontology annotation, biological process: synapse organization.